Molecule: messenger RNA, 1925 nt
Organism: Nerophis ophidion (straightnose pipefish)
Lineage: Eukaryota; Metazoa; Chordata; Actinopteri; Syngnathiformes; Syngnathidae
Product: serine/threonine-protein kinase pim-3-like
Exons: 6
Coding region: 183-1112 (309 amino acids)
Biological process (GO): protein autophosphorylation; regulation of mitotic cell cycle; negative regulation of apoptotic process
Cellular component (GO): cytoplasm
Molecular function (GO): ATP binding; protein serine/threonine kinase activity
Source: RefSeq, a predicted model, not a curated record
AUGCCGGUGCAGUGGCGCGCGACUGCAAUUAAAAUGGCUGCCACGCUUGUACACAUCCUCCACUCGCACGGCGUUCUUCUUCUUGCUCUCUGGUGAGGACGGCCGAGAGUACAACGACUUCUUGGGAGUCGUCGGCGGGGAGAGGUUUUUGUUUUUUUUCUGACGGAAACGCGCCGGGCGUUAUGCUGCUCUCGCAGCGCGGCUCCACGCCGGCUAACCUUCAGCAAGCAGCAGCCAAAGAGGACAUGCUGACGUUCGACGACGUGUACCGGCUGAACUCCGUGCUCGGCAGCGGGGGGUUCGGCACCGUCUACUCGGGGGUCCGCAUGGCCGACAGUGUGCCGGUGGCAGUGAAGCAUGUCUUCAGGGACAGGGUAACUGAGUGGGGCUCUUUGCGUGACGUCGCUGUGCCACUGGAGAUCAUCCUGUUGAAGAAGGUGGGCGAGACCUUUGGUGGCGUGGCGCAUCUCCUGGACUGGUGGGAGCGUUCUGACGGCUGGCUGAUUGUGAUGGAGCGCCCCGAGUCGGCCCAGGACCUUUUCGACUACAUCACCGAGCGCGGUGCUCUGGACGAGGCGGCGGCCCGUGGCUUUUUCUCCCAGGUGCUGGAGGCGGUGCGUCACUGCUACACGUGCGGCGUGGUCCACCGCGACAUCAAGGACGAGAAUCUAGUGGUGGACCUGAGGACCGGACAGAUCAAACUCAUUGACUUUGGCUCGGGGGCGCUGCUCAAAGAUGGACUUUACACAGAUUUCGAUGGCACGAGGGUGUACAGUCCACCGGAGUGGAUCCAGCUCAGACGGUACCACGGCCGCUCGGCCACCGUGUGGUCGCUCGGUGUGUUGCUAUACGACAUGGUGUGCGGUGACAUCCCCUUCGAACACGACGAGGACAUCCUGAGAGGACGGCUCUUCUUCAGAGGCAGCGUCUCUGCAGAAUGCCAGCAGCUGAUUGGCUGGUGUCUCAGCCUGGAGCCCCGCGAUCGUCCCACCCUGGAGCAGAUCCUCCUCCACCCGUGGAUGACGUGUAGCAGGGAGCAUGAGGAGGAGAGCGUCACGGACCACACCAGCAAAGACGACUUGUCGCCAUCGUCCUCUCAGGAAAGCGUCUGAUUGGACAAUGUCAAACAGGUGGACGUUUUCAGGUGCUGUCCCCACGGGAAGCAGUAGUCCAUGUGUCCACAUGACCUGUGGACCACUGCUUUUCGAGGACAAUGCCCUGUCGUUAGAAAUAUGCAAUAUUACCUCCCAUGUUUUCCAGAUUGUUUACCUGCAGAACAGGAAGUGACCUUCAUUACAUGUCCUUGUACAUCUUAGAGGCGUGGCCUUUCAGGCGUUUGAUUGACAACUUUUUUGGAAGUGUCCUAUUUGUGGAUGUGUCUUUGCAUGGUGCUCCACCAUGUCUUGGCCUGCUCUCUCUGAAAGUGCAUGUAAUGAAACUUCCAACCUAAGUAAGCUUGGAGUUAUGUUGUCACAAAUCAAUCAGCUGACAUUCUGGAAGCGUCUUUAUUUGUUCAGCUUUGUUUUGUUUCUGUAGACCAGAAAAAAAACUGUCCAAAAAUGUUGAAGCUGACAAAAGUUUCUUGUUCACUUUAUUUCACUGCAAUCAUUUUGUGCCAUUUUUGUUUGUUCCACAUGCACAGUCAAUGCAAUGAUACUUUUGUAUUUAGGAUAUAUUCUAUUUUCUUUUAUGUGUGCAUAUUUUGUACAAGUUUUUUUUUUUACUUGUGAAGAGAACAUUCCUCACCAUUCUUUAUUUAUAUUUUCACUUUUCUGAAAGGUUUUGUUUUUAAAAAUGUUUUUUCAAUGCUGAGCUGCAACCUACAUUUAGUUUUUGUAUGUUAGAACUGAUUCCAAUUGUAAAAACAAAGUUACUGUAUUUUUGUUACGCGUUUUUCUAAUUAAACCAUUUUGUAGAGAAGGUGA